Molecule: messenger RNA, 1026 nt
Organism: Lactuca virosa
Lineage: Eukaryota; Viridiplantae; Streptophyta; Magnoliopsida; Asterales; Asteraceae
Source: the annotation of a GenBank genome assembly
AUGCGAAUCAAGAUCCUUCCUUUCAUGUUAGCAGCCACAUGUCCCAUUUUUGGAUUUUGCUUCUUAAUGCUUUGUUAUUGGCUUUACCAUAAUAGAAAGGCAACCACAGUGAAAAGCGAACUCGAAACCAAAAAACAUGGAGAUGUUCGCACAGUAUUGAAUUACGAUGGAACAAUUGCAUAUGAAGACUUCAUUAAGGCCACAGAGGACUUCGACCUCAAAUAUUGCAUUGGAAUCGGUGGCUAUGGUAGUGUUUACAAAGCCAAACUGCCUAAUGGUAAAACAUACGCUUUGAAGAAACUCCAUCGGUUUGAAGCCAAGCAACCAGCGUUCAACAGGAGUUUCAUGACUGAGAUCCAAGUCUUAACAAACAUAAGGCACAAAAACAUUGUGAAACUCUAUGGUUUUUGUUUGCAUACCACAUGCAACUUCCUUGUAUAUGAACACAUGGGAAAGGGGAGCCUCUUUUGCGCAUUGAUUGACAGUGAAUUAGCUGUGAUAUUGGAUUGGAAGACGAGGGUUAACAUUAUCAAACAGGUAGCCCAUGCUUUGGCAUACAUGCAUCAUGAAUACAGCCCACCCAUCAUUCAUCGAGACAUAUCAAGCAACAACAUUCUCUUGAACUCAGAAAUGGAAGGAUUUGUUGCCGACUUUGGAGUAGCCAAAGUGCUAGACCCUGAUUCCUCCAACCGAUCCGUAGUCAUAGGAACUUUGGGAUACAUUGCUCCAGAACUUGCGUAUAACACCAUUGUGACAGAAAAAUGUGAUGUGUAUAGCUUUGGGGUGUUGGCACUUGAGACAAUUGGAGGGAAGGAUCCCAGAGACCUUAUAGAUCUCCUGAAAUAUCUCAAUUAUUCCAACCAAUAUGUUCCCACAUUGGCGAGCAUAUUAGAUGAGCGACUCUCUUAUCCAACCGACAGACUGAUUGAAAAGGAAAUUGUCCGAGUUUAUGAUGUCGCAUUAGCAUGCAUUUCCACGGAUCCAAAGGCUAGGCCGACAAAGAUUUCUCAAGAAUUAUCCAACUGA